AGUGAAUGCAGGGUCCGGGGGAGACCGGAUAUAGUGAAUGCAGGGUCCGGGGAGACCGGAUAUAGUGAAUGCAGGGUCCGGGGAGACCGGAUAUAGUGAAUGCAGGGUCCGGGGAGACCGGAUAUAGUGAAUGCAGGGUCCGGGGAGACCGGAUAUAGUGAAUGCAGGGUCCUGGGGAGACCAGAUAAAGCGAAUGCAGGGUCCGGGGAGAGCGGAUAUAGUGAAUGCAGGGUCCGGGGGAGACCAGAUAUAGCAAAUGCAGGGUCCGGGGAGACCGGAAAUAGUGAAUGCAGAGUCCGGGGAGACCAGAUAUAGUGAAUGCAGAGUCCGGGGAGACCAGAUAUAGUGAAUGCAGAGUCCGGGGAGACCAGAUAUAGUGAAUGCAGGGUCCGGGGAGACCGGGUAUAGUGAAUGCAGAGUACAGGGAGACCGGAAAUAGUGAAUGCAGGGUCCGGGGAGACCAGAUAUAGUGAAUGCAGGGUCCUG
This is a messenger RNA of Staurois parvus, 486 nucleotides long. The record is from the annotation of a GenBank genome assembly. Lineage: Eukaryota; Metazoa; Chordata; Amphibia; Anura; Ranidae.